UUUUCCCCCAGCCUGGCUCCGCCAGAUCUGCGGGAGCCCCACUGCUCUCUGGCACCUUGGCUUGUGGCUGUAGGUCCCAUCGGGCCCGCCCUCGCUCGUCACUCCGGGACCCCCACGGCCCCCGCAGCUUCUGCGCGCCAGGCCGGGGCCAGAGACUCCCGGAUCUGUUCUUUCAUCUUCGCCGCCCCUGCGCGUCCAGCUCUUCUAAGACGAGAUGCCGUCGGGCUUCCAACAGAUAGGCUCCGAAGAUGGGGAACCCCCUCAGCAGCGAGUGACUGGGACCCUAGUCCUUGCUGUGUUCUCUGCUGUGCUUGGCUCCCUGCAGUUUGGCUACAACAUUGGGGUCAUCAAUGCCCCUCAGAAGGUGAUUGAACAGAGCUACAAUGAGACGUGGCUGGGGAGGCAGGGGCCUGAGGGACCCAGCUCCAUCCCGCCAGGCACCCUCACCACCCUCUGGGCCCUCUCUGUGGCCAUCUUUUCCGUGGGCGGCAUGAUUUCCUCCUUCCUCAUUGGUAUCAUCUCUCAGUGGCUUGGAAGGAAAAGGGCCAUGCUGGUCAACAACGUCCUGGCCGUGCUGGGUGGCAGCCUCAUGGGCCUGGCCCGCGCUGCUGCCUCCUAUGAAAUGCUCAUCCUUGGACGGUUCCUCAUUGGUGCCUACUCAGGGCUGACAUCAGGGCUGGUGCCCAUGUAUGUAGGGGAGAUUGCCCCCACUCACCUGCGGGGUGCCCUGGGGACGCUCAACCAACUGGCCAUCGUCACUGGCAUUCUGAUUGCCCAGGUGCUGGGGUUGGAGUCCCUGCUGGGCACUGCCAGCCUGUGGCCACUGCUCUUGGGCCUCACAGUGCUACCUGCCCUCCUGCAGCUGGUCCUGCUGCCCUUCUGUCCCGAGAGCCCCCGCUACCUCUAUAUUAUCCGGAAUCUCGAGGGACCUGCCAGAAAGAGUCUGAAGCGCCUGACAGGCUGGGCUGAUGUUUCUGGAGUGCUGGCUGAGCUGAAGGAUGAGAAGCGGAAGCUGGAGCGUGAGCGGCCAUUGUCCCUGCUCCAGCUCCUGGGCAGUCAUACCCACCGGCAGCCCCUGAUCAUUGCGGUCGUGCUGCAGCUGAGCCAGCAGCUCUCUGGCAUCAAUGCUGUUUUCUAUUAUUCGACCAGCAUCUUCGAGACAGCAGGGGUAGGCCAGCCUGCCUAUGCCACCAUAGGAGCGGGCGUGGUCAACACAGUCUUCACCUUGGUCUCGGUGUUGUUGGUGGAGCGGGCAGGGCGCCGGACGCUCCAUCUUCUGGGCCUGGCGGGCAUGUGUGGCUGUGCCAUCCUGAUGACUGUGGCUCUGCUCCUGCUGGAGCGAGUUCCAGCCAUGAGCUACGUCUCCAUUGUGGCCAUCUUUGGCUUUGUGGCAUUUUUUGAGAUUGGUCCUGGCCCCAUUCCUUGGUUCAUCGUGGCCGAGCUCUUCAGCCAGGGACCCCGCCCGGCAGCCAUGGCUGUCGCUGGUUUCUCCAACUGGACAAGCAACUUCAUCAUUGGCAUGGGUUUCCAGUAUGUUGCGGAGGCUAUGGGGCCCUACGUCUUCCUUCUAUUUGCGGUCCUCCUGCUGGGCUUCUUCAUCUUCACCUUCUUAAGAGUACCUGAAACUCGAGGCCGGACGUUUGACCAGAUCUCAGCUGCCUUCCACCGGACACCCUCUCUUUUAGAGCAGGAGGUGAAACCCAGCACAGAACUUGAGUACUUAGGGCCAGAUGAGAACGACUGAGGGGCCAGGCAGGGGUGGGAGAGCCAGCUCUCUCCACCCACCCCAGAGGCCCCUUCCUUUCCUCUGCAGCACUUCAACCCUCUCCUCCCUAUUACUUCCAGGUGGAAAAGAAGCCCUGCAGCCUGGGAGAAUUGGGAAGCUGGGGAAAGGGUGGUCUGAGCACCCCCUCAUUCCCCUCGUGUGACUCUUUUGGAUUACUUAUGUGUUGUGGUUAGGCCGUGGCCAUCAGGGUGGGCCACUCUCCCCCCCUCUUCUUUCCCCCUUCCCCUUGCCUCCCCACCCCCCAGACUCAGCUCCAGAAUACCUUCUUCCCUGCUAGAGAAGGGGGAUUGGAGGGAGGACAGGUCUAGACUUUCUCAGUGGGACAAACCAGAGCAGAGAGCAGGACAGGAGACAAGAAAUCCAGUUUCCCACCACCUUGGACUCCUCCCAGAAUCUGGGACUUUCACU
Messenger RNA from Piliocolobus tephrosceles (Ugandan red Colobus), 2194 nucleotides. RefSeq names its product solute carrier family 2 member 4 (gene SLC2A4). Gene Ontology annotation, cellular component: plasma membrane; endomembrane system; perinuclear region of cytoplasm. The record is from RefSeq and is a predicted model, not a curated record. The transcript has 11 exons. Gene Ontology annotation, biological process: cellular response to insulin stimulus; dehydroascorbic acid transport. Lineage: Eukaryota; Metazoa; Chordata; Mammalia; Primates; Cercopithecidae. Bases 215 to 1744 code for a protein of 509 amino acids. Gene Ontology annotation, molecular function: D-glucose transmembrane transporter activity.